UAGUAAAGACUGUACAUUACAGUCAUUAAUUCGUAAUUCAUUAAAAAAUGUGGUUCAUUAUUUCAUUUUACUAUUGUUGAUUAUUAAUUAUUACAUGUGUGUUAACAAAUAAUUGAGUGUAUGUUAAUUCCAAAAGUUAAUUAUUUAUUAUUGAGUAUUUUUAACAAGUGCGAGAAGUAUUCAAAAUAGAUCAACAAAACGUAUCACCAAGUUAUUGAUUGCCAAUCGAGGAGAGAUAGCAUGUCGAAUCAUAAGAACAGCACGUCGUCUGCAAAUCGAAACCGUUGCUGUGUACAGCAAUGUCGACAAAGAUUCCAUGCAUGUGGCUAUGGCUGAUCAAGCUGUAUGUGUUGGUACAGCACCAAGUGCACAUAGUUACUUGCUUAAAGAACGUAUUGUCACUGCUGCAAUUAAAACUAAUAGUCAAGCCAUACAUCCUGGCUAUGGUUUUCUCUCAGAAAAUGCGUCAUUUGCUCAAUAUUGUCACAGUAACAAUUUAAUUUUUAUAGGCCCACCUUCACAUGCUAUUGAAAGUAUGGGAAUAAAAAGUACAUCAAAAGAAAUCAUGUCUAAAGCUGGUGUACCUGUAAUAGAAGGAUAUCACGGGAUAGAACAAAAUCCAGAUUUUUUAAAAAAUCAAGCUAAUAAAAUUGGUUAUCCUGUUAUGAUAAAAGCCAUUAAAGGUGGAGGGGGUAAGGGUAUGAAAAUUGUAUUAAAAGAAUCAGAAUUUUUUGAAAACCUUAUGUCAGCUAAAAGAGAAUCUUUAAGUUCAUUUGGUGAUGAUUCAGUUUUAAUUGAAAAAUACAUACAACAGCCUAGACAUGUAGAAGUCCAGGUGUUUGCUGAUAAGUAUAAUAAUUGUGUCUACUUAUUUGAACGAGAUUGCAGUGUACAAAGGCGUCACCAAAAAGUCCUGGAAGAAGCACCUGCUCCCAGAUUAAGUGAGACCAUAAGACAACAUCUUGGAGAAACUGCUGUUCGUGCAGCAAAAGCUGUUGGUUACGAAGGGGCCGGUACCGUAGAGUUCAUAUUUGAUAAUGUCACCAAUAUGUUUUAUUUUAUGGAAAUGAACACUAGGUUACAAGUAGAACAUCCUGUUACUGAAAUGAUUACUGGUGUUGAUUUAGUAGAUUGGCAAAUUAAAGUAGCUGAAGGUGAAGAAUUACCAUUAAAACAGAAUCAAAUCAAAUUCAAGGGCCAUUCUAUUCAAGCACGAAUUUAUGCUGAAGAGCCUUUUAAUAAUUUCUUACCAGCUGCUGGAAAUUUAAAAUAUUUAGACUGUCCGUUAACUUCAGAUGAAGUGCGUGUUGAAACUGGAGUACGAGAAGGAGAUGAUGUUUCUGUACAUUAUGAUCCUAUGAUAGCUAAAUUAGUAGUAUGGAGUGAAACUCGAUCAGAUGCAUUUGCUAAAUUAAAGAAUAAUUUGGCUGCAUUUAAUAUUGCAGGUUUGUCUACAAAUGUUCAAUUUUUAAUGUCACUGUGUAAACAUCCUGAACUAUUAAAAGGCAAUGUUCAUACAGGAUUUAUAGAAGAACAUAAAAGUUUUCUUCUGGCAAAAAACCUUCCUAAACCAGAAUUAAUUUCGCAGGCAAUUAUUGCUUUAAUAUUACACGAAGAGAAUUACACUAUUAGUAAAAAUGUUUUUACCAAAGAUCCAUAUUCACCAUUUACUACUCAAACUGGCUUUCGAGUAAAUCACAAUUUUGUGAGAAAAAUUAAACUUAAACAUAAUCUGAGUGGAGAAUUUUACGAUGUUAGCAUAGAGUAUUAUGAAGUAGGAUCGAAUAACAGUAAAUUCAAAAUAAAUUUUAAGAAUAAAGAUGUUGAUAUUGAGUCAAAUGUUAAUGGUAGUUUAGAUCCAUCACGACCUAACAAAUUCCAUCUAAUUUGUGAAGUUGAUGGUACAUUGUAUAAAUCUAAUGCUGCUUUUUUAGAAAACUCAAUACAUUUGUUUAAUAAGGAUGAACAAAACGAGUUUACUGUUAUUUUACCUUUUGAUGAAAAAACUAUGGAUAGUGAUGAACAAAACACAGUAAGUAAUGAAACUAUUAUAGCACCCACUCAAGCCACAAUAGAAAGAAUAAAUGUAAGUCUUGGUGAUAAUGUUAAUAACGGGGAUCCAAUAGUUGUUUUAACAGCCAUGAAAAUGGAAUAUGUUGUCAAAGCUCAGAUUGAUGGAAAAAUUGAAAAAAUCUUACGUAAAGAAGGAGAUAGCGUUAGAAAGGACGAAUUGUUAGUAAAAAUUACACCUAAAAAUUGAUUUUCAAUAUACAUUUGUGUAUUUUAUAUUUUUAAAUUA
This is a messenger RNA of Sipha flava (yellow sugarcane aphid), 2299 nucleotides long. It is a transcript of the gene Mccc1, whose product is annotated as biotin carboxylase 1. Gene Ontology annotation, molecular function: methylcrotonoyl-CoA carboxylase activity; metal ion binding; ATP binding. The transcript is spliced from 12 exons. Gene Ontology annotation, cellular component: mitochondrion. The record is from RefSeq and is a predicted model, not a curated record. Bases 317 to 2260 code for a protein of 647 amino acids. NCBI's taxonomy places the organism in Eukaryota, Metazoa, Arthropoda, Insecta, Hemiptera, Aphididae.